Molecule: messenger RNA, 3758 nt
Organism: Hippocampus zosterae (dwarf seahorse)
Lineage: Eukaryota; Metazoa; Chordata; Actinopteri; Syngnathiformes; Syngnathidae
Product: rap guanine nucleotide exchange factor 5-like
Exons: 18
Coding region: 189-2072 (627 amino acids)
Biological process (GO): positive regulation of GTPase activity; Ras protein signal transduction
Cellular component (GO): plasma membrane
Molecular function (GO): guanyl-nucleotide exchange factor activity
Source: RefSeq, a predicted model, not a curated record
AGUGAAAGGCAAAGGAAGGACGAGAAGGGAGUGUGCCAUUCACUUUGUGCGCACGCACCUGUACUCCCAGGGAUUUUGUUUUCGGUGACAAUCGAGUUUACAUCUGAGUGAUUUUCCCGCCGCACGCCUCUUUACAAGUCAGCUCCCAGACGCCGGUUGUUGUCGUUAUCCCGGUCGGCGAGGCGGUGAUGUCGUGGGACUGCGGUCUGAGGCACAUGUUCUCCGCGCCCCCUUCUCUGCAGCCGGGCAGCAUGUGCAUCGUGCAUGAUAAGGAGGAAGUGUCCAGAUUAGAGAUGGUCCAGAGACUGGCCAAGGAUGGUUGCCGCUUCCUGCAGAAUCACAGCAAGGGCCUGCAAAGGACAAGUGAGCCUGUACAGAGUGACGAAGCAGUGCGCGUGCAGGAGCGGGGCCGCUCCGUUUUGGUCCUCCGGAGGAUGGCGUCACAGCCAGCAAGGGGAGGAGGGAAGCGGGAGGAGGAGGAGGAGGCGGUGAGGAACAGGAGGUUCACGGUGGUGUCAGGGACCCCAGAGAAAAUCCUGGAUCACCUGCUGAAUGACCUGAAGCUGGAGGAGGACCAGGUGGCCACAGAGGGCAAAGACACAGACACACUUUUGGAUGACUUUCUGUUGACCUACCCAGUGUUCAUGUCAACCAGCGAUUUAUGCCAAGCUCUUCUGGGACAUUACUGCUGCAAGCGUUGCCGAGAGAAAGAGGACGCAAAGGAGGCUCUGGAGAGGAAGCAGAAAGUGGCAUACCUGGUGUCACAGUGGAUGCUUCUCUGCAAAGACCUUCUGAGAGAGGACGAGCAUGUGAAAGUGUUCAUGAAGACUUUGUACCACUAUAUGCUGGACGACCUUUACGAGCACCCCGCCUUGCAGAGGGAUUUGAAGGAGUUGCAGAAGCUCUACCAGCUGCAUCGGAGGCACACGGUGGAGGAAUAUUCCCCACAAAGAAAGAGCAAAGCACUUUCCCACCAAUUAAGCCUGAAAGAGAACGGGGUCCUGUCCAGGGCCACGCACAGACAGACCAAGGAAGAAUACUCGGUGUUUGCAGUACCAUGCCACGUGUACAUCACGAUGGAUUCCUACCUGAGCAUGAGGACCCAUCCUGGAGCUGUGGCACAGGAUUUGCUACAAGCCGUGGCUGAGAGGAUGGGUGUCUCCCAGUGUGAACUGGUGCUGGUGGCCGUCACUUAUCCUGGAGGCAGGCUCCUACUGCAGCCUCACGACACACUUUUCUCCCCCUCCCUGCAGCCGGUGGGAAGACUACAUGUUUGCCGAAAGGACCUGGGUGAAGUUCUGAACCCGUUUACAGAAAACUCUAAACUGCAACAGAGGACCGCCCACAUGCUUAGCUUAAACACAUGGAAUGUCGCUGUAGCUUUCAGCAACAUUGACUGGAGCAUCUUUGAUUCCAUUCACGAGCAAGAGCUGAUUUACUUCACCUUCAGGCGUCAUUCUAAUGGAAACCAAACGGUGGCAUUGGAGUUGCUACUUCAGCGCUUCAAUGAGAUCCAAUUGUGGGUGAUGACUGAAGUGUUAGUGUGCACGGCGCUCUGCCAAAGAGUCCAGCUUAUCAAGAAGUUCAUCAAGAUAGCUUCCCACUGCAAAGCACAAAGAAACCUCCACUGUUUCUUUGCCAUUGUAAUGGGCCUGAAUACAGCUGCUGUCAGCCGUCUCAGUCAGACGUGGGAGAAAAUUCCUGGGAAAUUCAAAAGGCUGUUUUCCGAGCUGGAGAGUAUCACAGAUCCCUCGCUGAACCACAAAGCCUACAGGGACACCUUCAAGAAGAUGAAGGCGCCAAAGAUCCCCUUUCUUCCUCUGCUCCUUAAAGAUAUCACAUUCAUCCACGAGGGCAACAGGACAUUUCAUGAUAAUCUCGUGAAUUUUGAAAAGCUGCACAUGAUAGCAGACACGGUCCGCCUCAUCAGACAAUGUCAGAAGGAUCAUUUGGCAAAUGACAUGAGCCCAAAGACCAGUGCAGAUGUGCGCGCUUACAUGGACAACCUUCAUAUCAUCGACAAUCAGCAGACCCUCUUUGAACUGUCACACAGGCUGGAGCCUCGGACUUGAAAGGGAAGACAUGUUAGUUACUGUAGCCUUCUAAUCAACUCAGGACCAUGUCAGCAAUCCGAGGGCAGGCAACUCAACGGCCACCAGAGAGCGCUGGUCAAUCAGAAAAAAUUGUUAUCCGACACAGGAAAAAAGACAAAUGGAAGCGUUGGGUUUUUUUUACCGCGUCUUUUUGUAAAGGUUCACCACAGUCCAUCCAUACAGACAUAACAUAUAGCAUAUUUUAUUUUAUAUAUUAGCUUUAUAUCCAAGUUGCUGCCGUAGUGGUACAUAGAGGGACAGGCUAAACUGUUGCUAUUACUAAUAUGUCCAUCAGGUGGCAGCAUUCGGAGAAUGGAACUGAUAGUUUAUGUUUCGCCAACUGUUUAGCAUCAUAGCUGUCACGGCACAAAACAAAAAAAUGUCACAAAUGUCAUACAUACUGAAGUAAUUAUGUCUCAAUUGUAACCACAUUUACUGACUCCUUGUAAAAUCUUAACAGAAAGUUAUUAACAUCCUGUUAUGGACCUGGAAAAAAUAGAUACACAGGAUAAUUGCAACUUUUUCCAUCUAUUGGAAAAACAUUUAACUGCCCUGCCUGGCACUAUAUGUUGCUGACACAUAUGAACAAUGAUGUGGGAUAAUUUGGCAAAAAUAAAUAAAUACAUAAAAUAAAAAUAAAGGAACCACUGAAAUAAAAUUGGAUAAUUGGUUUAGCCGACAAAAUACAACCAGGUAGAAAUGCAACACUUUUGAUUGUCUCCCUAAAACCAUUUAUCUCGCAGACGACCAGCUACUAAUAAUUAUUAAGAUGACAGAAUGACUAUUGACAAAUACUGAUUUAAUUCAAGCAAAGAGUAUUUUGGUAAAGAUGUAUUUUGUUAUUUUUGAUUGUGGAGGGAGUCAUAACUAAAUGAAUAGCAUCCAAGUCUUGCUGCACAUUUAUAAAUCGAUCUGAAAGUUACUUCUGUUUUUAUUGUGCAAUGUGUGAUUAGGUCAGGAUUACCAAUUUACAUUAUAACUGGCAGUGCAGAACGUUGUGAAAACAUGUGAGUGCAAAGGCAAGUACACUGUACCAUUUUAAAAAAUCCCCAUUCAAAAAUAUGCUGUUGGACAAUCAGUAUAAUUAAGCAGCAAACACCCUCAUUAACAUCAAUCUAUAUUGUAUUCAGAAUUCUUUCUUUCAGAAGGGAAUAAUAAAUGCACUGUUAUAAUUGUCCUUAGAGUGCCACAAAGCCGAGCGAAUUUCAAGGAUCUAAUUUCAUUGACAUAAAUGGUGUAGGGAGGAGUUGUUGGAAGAAGAUGUGAACUGGCCCCCAAGCCGCAUACAAAGGAAAAUGUGAGGUAGAAAUAUUGAAGCACUUUCAGGAGGUUCUGCAUAUAGUUAGUGAGAAGUCAUUAAAGAAAAAUCUACAUAUCGUAACUUAAAACAACUCGUUGCUGCUGCUUGAUCUAUCUAUCUUGAGUUCAGACUCAGUAGAAUGUACAUUAUAAACAGGCAUAUUAAACAAGGCAUAUUUUUUUGUAUUUAUACUGUAGUCAUAGAAUGUUCGUGCAUAUUGUAUUUAUUUGUUUCAGAAUAAGUUAUUUCUCUUCUGUGAAAUUACUCCGUAAGAUUCUCUUGUGCGGUUUUGACUGGUCUGUGUGACAUGGCAAACCAUAGAUUGACCCAGUGUGCACCUAAUAAAAUAUUUUUCAUUAAAUCAA